AUGUUCUCUGCUACACUUCCCAUUUCCUUCACAGCCAUGUCUGCAAAUGCCAACACAAUGCAAUCCCUAGGUUUCUCUUACCGCAUGGUUCCUUCCGGUAGCCGUCUCUCUCCGGCGAGGCUCACCGGCGUCUCAAUGGGUAGCUCACUCUCGGUUAAUUCUCUCACAUUGAGGUGUUCUACAUUUACUACUUUUGCAGUUGAUGAAGGAAGGAAGUUUGUGGAGGCUUCAAAAAAUGGAAACUUGAUUCCUCUCCGUCAGUGCAUAUUCUGUGACCAACUUACUCCUGUUCUUGCUUACCGGCUCUUGGUUAAGGAAGAUGACCGGGAUGCUCCAAGCUUUCUUUUUGAGUCUGCAGAGCCUAAUUUUGAAGCUACGGGUGUGGGGCGCUAUAGUGUUGUAGGAGCUCAUCCAAUAAUGGAAGUUGUGGCAAAAGAAAAUAAAGUUACAAUAAUGGACCAUGAAUUUGGGCAUUUAACUGAGGAAAUUGUCGAUGAUCCUAUGGUGGUUCCCAGAAGAAUCUCGGAGGGUUGGAAAACCUCUCUUACUGAUGGUCUUCCAGAUGCAUUCUGUGGUGGUUGGGCUGGUUAUUUCUCGUAUGACACAGUUCGUUAUGUGGAAAAGAAGAAGCUACCAUUUUCAAAUGCUCCAAAGGAUGACAGGGAUCUCGCAGACAUACAUCUGGGCCUCUAUGAUACUGUGAUUGUGUUUGAUCAUGUGGAGAAGAAAGCACAUGUGAUUCUUUGGGUGAACAUUGAUCGACACUCCUCGGCUGAGAUUGCUUACAAGAAUGGAAUGGAACGAUUAGAAAAACUAGUGGCCAAAUUACAAGAUAGCCAACUCCCAAGGCUGUCUCCAGGCUCUGUGAAUUUGCAAACUCGCCAUUUUGGUACUCCUUUAAACAAGUCAAACAUGACAUGUGAAGCAUUCAAGGAGGCAGUUCUUCAGGCAAAAGAACAUAUUAAAGCUGGGGAUAUUUUUCAAAUUGUGUUGAGUCAGAGAUUUGAACGAAGAACAUUUGCGGAUCCGUUUGAAAUUUAUAGAGCAUUGAGAGUUGUGAAUCCGAGUCCAUAUAUGAGUUAUUUGCAGGCUAGGGGAUGUAUUCUGGUUGCUUCAAGUCCAGAGAUUCUUACGCGUAUAAAGAAGAAUAAGAUUGUGAAUCGUCCAUUGGCUGGGACAGCUAGAAGGGGGAAGACACCUGAAGAAGAUAAAAAGUUAGAAGUGAAGCUCCUGAGUGAUGAAAAGCAAUGCGCAGAGCAUAUCAUGCUGGUUGAUUUGGGGCGCAAUGAUGUUGGAAAGGUCUCAAAAAGUGGUUCUGUGAAAGUGGAAAAGCUUAUGAAUGUUGAACGAUACUCCCAUGUCAUGCACAUAAGCUCAACGGUUACGGGAGAGUUGCAAGACCAUUUGACUAGCUGGGAUGCCUUACGUGCUGCAUUGCCUGUUGGAACUGUCAGUGGAGCUCCAAAGGUGAAGGCCAUGGAGUUACUUGAUAAGAUGGAGGCGACAAGGAGGGGGCCUUAUAGUGGAGGAUUUGGAUAUAUCUCUUUCUCUGGGGAUAUGGACAUUGCUCUAGCUCUCAGGACAAUGGUAUUUACAACAGGAACUAGGUAUGACACAAUGUUCUCAUACAAAGACCUGAACCUGCGCAGGGAGUGGAUUGCUUACCUUCAAGCUGGUGCUGGUAUAGUUGCUGAUAGUGACCCUGAUGAUGAGCACCAGGAAUGUCAAAACAAAGCUGCUGGUCUUGCUCGCUCCAUUGACUUGGCUGAAUCAGCAUUUGUUGGCAAAGGAGAUGUCUGA
Gastrolobium bilobum is the source of this 1800-nucleotide messenger RNA. Its product is annotated as anthranilate synthase alpha subunit 1, chloroplastic-like. Gene Ontology annotation, biological process: L-tryptophan biosynthetic process. Lineage: Eukaryota; Viridiplantae; Streptophyta; Magnoliopsida; Fabales; Fabaceae. The transcript is spliced from 11 exons. Gene Ontology annotation, molecular function: anthranilate synthase activity. The record is from RefSeq and is a predicted model, not a curated record. The coding region runs from base 1 to 1800 and encodes 599 amino acids.